AACACACACAAAAUAAAACAAGCAAAACCUUAAAGUUGUAAGACAAACAUGUAUUGUCAAAGAAGCUAGGUAACCAAAUACCAGCACAUAUUUUAACAGAUAACUAAUUCUCCCAGAAAAAACAAACAUAACAAAAAGGGCAGCAACAUAAUCCAACACUCUACCACAUUCUGCCUGUUUAACAGUUUUAGAAACGUGGUCCUCAACUUCUUUUACCCUUUUUUUAUAACCAAUCCCAUGUGUCUCAAUUCUUAAUCCAAAAUCCAAAAUCCAAAAUCCAAAAUCCAAAUACAAGCAGCAGCCAUCAUCAAUCAGAUAAUAAGCUUUAUAUUUUUAAUUUCUUAAGCAAAUCAUGUAUGAUGCUAGUCCUAAGGAAGCAGAUGGGAGUGUACAUUUGCAGAUAUCUGAGAUGAAGAGACUCAGCGAUGCAUAUUCGCAGAGCACGACAAUCUUUGAACCAGAAAACAACAGCAGUAAUGGCUAUAGAGGUAGCAGUGCUGAGCCCCCUGCAGUAGAUCACUCAGUUCCUGCCCCUGAGAAAAAGUUAACCCUUUUCGCUCUCCGUCUCGCUAUUCUUGAGAAGGCAGCUACUGGGUUAGGGACUUUAGGCUUUAUCUGGGCAACUGUUGUUCUUCUUGGUGGAUUUGCUAUCACUUUAGCUAAAUCAGAUUUUUGGAUUAUAACAAUCAUACUCUUGACUGAAGGAACAAGGAUUUUUAGUAGAAGCCAUGAACUCGAGUGGCAACGCCAAUCCACAUGGUCGCUUACAGGUGCUGGGAUUAACAGUUUCCGGCUACUCAAAUUAGGCUCCAAUAAAAUCUGGACAGCGCUUAAUUCAGUCUUCAGAGGGCGGAGUCAAGAUGGUAGGCAGAUAAAUGCUAGCAGAGGAGAAAGACAGCAAAAAUGGGAUAAAAGGCGUCUGCCAACUCGAAGAUGGGCUACUUCAGAUGUACCCCUUUUACCUUAUUUUUCUUGGUUGUUUUUGUCAAGGAACAUCAGCAAGAUUCUUCAAUGUCUUCAGAUUUUAGCUGCAGCUGCUUGUGUAGCUCUUUCAUUAAUGAAGCUUAUAUUGCGUAACUUUGGAGAGAUAGCAAAGGGUGAUACAGAUAAGAGGAACAGAAAAGAUGCUCUGAUGAUCUUCUAUAGCUUGGCUUUGGCUGAAGCUUCCUUAUUUUUGCUUGAAAAGAUUUACUGGGAAUUGACAGUAACAUGCAGUAAAAUACUUGAACAGGUAAAUGAAGAGUGUGAGUUUGGACCUUCAGGUAUGAUUUCAGUCAGGAGAUUCUUCUAUGAUGCGUAUUCAAGAUGUGUGGAUGGAAGUGUUUUUGAUGGGUUGAAGAUGGAUAUGGUGUCUUUUUCCAUGGAACUUCUGGCUUCAAAUUCACCAGAAGAGCAGCUUAUGGGAGCUCGAAUCCUUCGAAGCUUUGCAGGGAAUAAGAGAUUUUCUGAUGACACUCUACAGAAAAUAGGAAUCACUUCCUCAGCAGUUGAAAGAUUAGUAGAGAUGUUGAAUUGGAAGGACUGUGAAGAAGAGGAGAUCAGGCAAUCGGCAGCAGAAAUCUUGUCAAAACUAGCAGGAGAAAAACAAAAUUCCCUUCGAGUUGCAGGAAUUCCUGGUGCUUUGGAAUCGAUUUCAUCCCUUCUUUAUGUUAGCAAGACCUCAAAUUCAGCACUGGAUGAAGUUGGUGAGAAAUGUAUCAUUGCUGAUCAUGAACAUUAUGGUUUCUGGACAUUCAAUCAUCUAGGACUACUACUUCUCAAGAAGCUUGCUCGAGACCAUGAUAACUGUGGAAAAAUAGGGAAUACAAGAGGUCUGUUACCGAAAAUCAUAGACUUCACAUGUGCUAAAGAGAGACUAUUGAAGGAUGAUCAUGUCGCGGCAUCUCAAAUUCAAACAAUAAAGAGGUCCCUGCAAGUAAUAAAGAUGCUAGCGAGCACAACAGGAAGCACAGGGAAACAGCUUCGUAAAGAAAUUUCAGAGAUUGUUUUCACAUUCAACAACAUCAGAGACAUACUAAGGCAUGGAGAGAAGUAUCCUGAUCUUCAAAAGCUCGGGAUUGAAAUACUUACAAGUUUAGCAAUGGAAGAUGACGCAACAGAGAGGAUCGGAGGCACAGGAGGAAUUCUUAAGGAGUUGCUCAUUAUAUUCUUCAAAGAUGGGAUGCCUAUUUCUCAGGUACAUGUUAGAACUGCAGCUGGUGAAGCAUUAGUCAUGCUCGCAUUAGAGAGCAAGCAAAACUGUAACUGUAUCUUGAAACUAGGCGCGUUAGAGAAGCUUGUGAAAGCACUAGAAAUUCCACUUGUUCGUCUAAAUGCAGCAAGGAUUUUAAGAAAUCUAUGCACCUAUAGUCUGGACGAUUGCUUCCUCGAGUUAAGGGGAGUUUCUGCAGCAGUACCCUCAGUACUUAAGGGAAUCCUUUCAGAAGAGGACAAGCUACGUGAAGUGAUGGUUGGAUUAGCAGCAAGAGCUUUCAAGUUCAUGACUUACUCCGAAUCAAGCAUCAUGUUUGAACAAGCUGGAAUCAAAGAAACAGAAAUAGCAAACGUACUAGUACAGAUUCUGAAGAAACACACAUACCCACCUCCCAGAUUUCCUAGGAUACGCAGGUUUACCAUUGAACUUGCAAUUUGGAUGAUGAAAAACAAGGAAUCAAACGUUGGAGUUUUCAGAAAUCUAGGACUCGAAAAGGAACUGGAGAAUGUUUUAGAUACAACCUCAGAGCUAGAAAGCUUCAACAUAUUUUCAGGAACAGUGGGAUUAAACAGGUUCAAGACAUCAAUGCAGUCAUUGGUUGACACUGCACAAAACUUGCUGUCAAAUGAUUGAAACCAUGCAGAAGAUUGAUUUCACAUUAGUUUUCUUUUUGGGAUUGGAAUUGUACAGAUCAACAAUUGAUAUACUUCAUACUUAUUUAUUUGUAAAUUGUACUUCCUCCAUUUUUUUUAAUUGCACCAUCUUGGAUUUCACACUUGCCAA
Spinacia oleracea (spinach) is the source of this 2977-nucleotide messenger RNA. RefSeq lists its product as uncharacterized. Lineage: Eukaryota; Viridiplantae; Streptophyta; Magnoliopsida; Caryophyllales; Amaranthaceae. The record is from RefSeq and is a predicted model, not a curated record. The coding region runs from base 353 to 2827 and encodes 824 amino acids. Gene Ontology annotation, molecular function: protein binding. The transcript has 2 exons.